AUGAAAAAAGAAGAUUCUCGUAGUCUUGGAAGAGACCACGGACCGAGGCCGUCGCGCCUACUCAUGGAUAGCAUAUCGUCUGACGAAGGCCCGGAGACGGAACGGCUGCUAAGCUCGCAGCUUCCACCUUCUGUGGUUGCGAUGUCGAGUGGACGCAGGGAGUCUUUGACUGCGCCUCCUUCGCCUACAGAUUCGCGAAAAAAACGAGUCCAUCAUAACUACAGAAACCAUUUACAUCACCUCAUACACUGGAGAGAUAUUUGGGGAGGAGAUCCCCAUAAAGUUCAUGAGAGCCUCCAUCGAAGCGAGUCGAUGGUGUCGCUGGCGUGCUUCAAGACUCUCUCACAGCUGGUGAACAGCGACACCGCAACAGAACUACAGCAAUAUCUCGCCAACAACAAGAAUGUCAACAUUGAUGAUAGAGAUGAGAAUGGAACAACUGCUCUCAUGGUUGCGUGUGAGAACGGGCGCAUCGCUACAUUGCGCGCUCUCCUUGCAGCGGGCGCGGAUCCGUGCGCGUGCGACGCCGACGGGUGGACGCCGCUAGCGUUUGCGGCGCGCGGUGGACACCUGGCCGUGGUCAGAGAACUGCUGGACGCUGGAGCAAAGGUCGAUUCAAGGGACUGUGGUGCUUGGACUCCUCUUCUGUGGGCUUCUUAUAAAGGUCACGAGGAUGUGGUGGCUCUUUUGUUAGAAAAGGGCGCUGAUGUACAUGCUCAUGGCAACUACAACAUCAACUCACUAGUAUGGGCGGCGGGGAGACGUCACAGCGGAGUGGUCCAACGUUUGCUAGCAGCGGGCGCUCGUGCGAACUCGUGCGACAAGUACGGUACGUCAGCGCUGACGUGGGCCGCGCGCGCUGGCGACGUUGCCUCGUGCGCCGCGUUACUGCGCGCCGGCGCGGAUCCCAACACAGCGGGCAUGUACUGUUGGACACCGCUCUUGCAGGCUGCGCAAGGGAACCACUUCGAAAUAGUCCAAAUGUUACUAGAGCAUAAGCCUAACGUGAACGCUUUAGACAAGGACGGCUAUACUGUCCUCGCUAUCGCAUGUAAGGAAGGAUAUUACGAUAUCGCACUUGCACUCAUCAAUUCUGGCGCCUACAUCAAUGUUCAGGAUCACUCAAAAGAUACUCCACUAAUUCAUGCCGUGAAGGGUGGACACAAAAAUAUUGUGGAAGCUCUUCUGAAGAAGCACGUCGAUGUAGAUUUGCCGGGCAAAGAGAGAAAAACUCCAGUGUAUACCGCCGUUGAGAAGGGCCAUGUGGCCAUAUUGAAAUUGCUGCUCGCUUCUAACCCAGACUUAGAGCAUACCACUAUUAGUGGUGAUACGCCGUUGAUGCGUGCUGUUCGUUCUCGCAACGCGGAGAUGGUGCAAUUGUUAUUGGAACGGAAGGCGCGCGUCAAUGUUGCCGAUAAUCGAGGCGAUACCGCGCUACAUAUAGCUAUGAGGGCGCGGUCUAAGCAAAUAGUAGAAAUUCUUCUUAGGAAUCCUAAAAAUAGUCAAUUAUUAUAUAAGCCUAAUAAGCAAAACGAAACUCCAUAUAACAUAGACAUGAGUUACAACAAGACUAUACUGGGUCAAAUAUUCGGUGCUCGCAAGUUGAAUACUAACGAGGACAACGAGAACAUGUUGGGUUACGAAUUGUACAGCGCGGCGUUAGCGGACAUGUUGUCCGAACCGAGUCUGUCCGUGCCUAUAACGGUCGGAUUGUAUGCACGCUGGGGUUCUGGAAAAUCUUUUUUGCUCAACAAGCUCAAAGAGGAGAUGAAGAAUUUCGCUCGCCAAUGGAGCGAGACCGGUUGGGCUUGGUCUUGGGCGGUGUCAUGGGGCGCGUGGCACGCGGCGUUAGGUGUGGCCGCCUGUACCGCGACCGCCGGUGCGCCCGCGUACGUGGCGGUGGCAGUAUGUUUCGCUCUCUUCGCCGUCAUAUAUAUGGCGCUAUACGUGCUGUGGUACACGGGCAACAGGUAUGAAUGGUGGUGGGCCAGUGGUGUUACAACAACACUCGGUCAGAAGUUUGCUUCUUUACUGCUUGUGUUACAAGUUGUGUUCUGUCAUCCGCCCGGACCAAACGAUCCUCGAGCACUACCCGCCACACCUAUAAGAUUUCAUUUCACCGAGGGCAUGAAAGGUAGUGUUGGCCAAGAGGGGGAGGCGAUGGUUGUGCAGAUGAUAGCCAGCUUGGCAGAAGCGCUGGAAUGUCAAUAUGGACGUGUGUGCACUAGGCUCGCGAGGGCAUUCCGUCCUAAACCUGUCUCCUCUACUUCUGGAUGGAAAUGGCGGCGAGUUUGUUGUAUCCCACACAUCGUGACUUUCGAGGUGUGCUUCACAUGCAUACUGAUCGGACUCUGCGUACUCAUCAUGUAUUACACGGACAAUGCGGCCGAUAAUCCACGGCGUGAAAUCCAACAGGGCGUGAUGAUCGGCGCGUGCGCACUCGCCGGUCUGGUGUUAGUAGCGAAUCUGUAUACGUGGGGCCGUGUUUUGGCCGCUCUAGUGCUGCCACCUAGGACGAGACUAGCGCGGGCGUUGAAGAGGGACGCGCCCACGAUCGCGUUACGUCCGGAACUACAGGCGCUCACGCAUAUGGUUUCCUGUCUAGACGCUUUCACCGGUCAGCAGACCCGCUUGGUUGUCGUCGUGGAUGCUCUUGACAGUUGCGAGCAAGAGAAAGUGUUGGCUCUGCUCAACGCCGUACACGCUCUCUGCUCAGAUCCGAAGAGUCCUUUCAUACUUCUGUUGGCAAUCGACCCGCAUAUCAUUAGUAAAGCAGUGGAAGUAAACAGUCGACGUGCGUUUUCUGAGAGUAACAUCGGCGGUUGGGAUUAUCUCCGCAAUAUGGUGCAGCUGCCGUUCUACCUGCAGAAUUCUGCUUUGCGACGCGUGAAGUCUGCACAACAAACCGCCGCUAAGCGAAUACAAGCAAUCGCCGCUGACGACUUCUCCACCUCACUGCAAAGAUCUGUAUCAGCCCGCCGCCUAUCCUCCACUUCCGAGCUGAUGUCGAGUCAGGAGCGUAUAAAGAACCAAUCUGUGAAGGAAGUACCGAGUAGUAGCGUACAAGCGGCAAGAGCCCGUCGGUUACGCCCCUCGGAAUCCGUCGCGUCUUCGGUAGCGUCGGGAUUGCAUAGAGCGGCCGCGCCGACAGCCGGUGCCGCCGAUUUGAGUAGAGUACUACUGACCGAUGAUUAUUUUAGUGACGUCAAUCCGCGCAGUAUGCGACGGCUGAUGAACGUGCUAUAUGUCACUGGUCGUCUGCUGAAAGCAUUCCAAAUAGAGUUCAAUUGGUACCAGCUGGCGUCUUGGGUUAAUCUAACGGAGCAGUGGCCAUUCCGCACCUCCUGGAUAAUCUACCACCACGAGACCUAUGAGGAACAUAUUGAUGACUCCACUUCGCUCAAACAUAUCUACGAAAAAGUGAAACCAAUUAUGAGCAAUCUCCGAGAAGCCAGCACACUGAUGGAAUUAGAUAGAGAUGAACGUAAACUGGAGGUGUUUUUGAGCUUCCACCGUUCGACACUCACCGCAGCAGACCUCAAGAUUUUCCUACCUUUUACCAUCAAUUUGGAUCCGUACAUUAAGAAAGUUAUCAAAGAGGAGCAACUGCAAUCUGGUGCGGAUGAGGACGUGGGCCCUGGCGGGGCAGCGCCCUGGGGAACACCGCACCAUAUUAGACACCCCCACUUCAAACUCUUCCAUAAGAAACACCGUUUAUCUCCGCCCAGUCAAUCUGCAGCUCCGGUAGCGGUGAGUCCGCAACAGAUGUGGGUGGGAUGGGCGAACACGCCGUACAUGCCGCAAACUAUGCAGCAGCCGUUGCCGCAGUUCGCUCCUCAACAGUACGCGCCGCAACCACUCAUGCAUAAUCCGCUCAAUUUGCUCAGGACGGCGUUUCCUGCUUUGGGUGACAUAUCCGGUAUUCGUCUAUCGACGCUGAGUGUGGAACGUGUAUGUAGCUUGGUGAAAACAGCGCUAGGUGCCGGCGGUGAUACAGCGGCUGCAGCGCUGCAGCGGCACCGCGUCUGCGGACUGGCUCUAGCCGCAUGUCGACUCGAAGAACUAGAGCCGAUUCUCGAAUUGCCUUUCGGUGACUGGGAGCUAUUCAAAUUGCUCGUUAUAAAUUUACGUGAGCUCGAAGCCAAUUUACCGACGACAGCGCCUACCGUUAACGUGAUAACAGAGAAAAAUGUGGAAACCGAACCGGAUUCAGUGAAAACCAGACCAGUGAUUGAACACCAACGCAGCCGUCCAUCUAAUGUAGAAAAGCAGGUGACCCUUGAGGAGCAAAUGAUAUGCGGCGCACUACAAACUCUCAACGAAGAGGCUAUGGAGGAUGUUCUGCAGACUGACACAGUGCCAGACGAGGAGAGCGAGCUGCCGCCCGCGCGCGAACCGCCCAUCCUCAAGAGCGCCGGCAGCUUCCGUUCGCGACGGGCGCUCGCGGAACCGCCCGCCGUCACCUUCAACGUGGAGAACGAACAGGAGUCCGAUGACGACGGACAGAUCACGUUUAGCGCGCGGCCGCGCCCCGCCGUACACUACCGCGCCCCGCCCGCCCCCGCCCUAUCCAUGACAGUGGACGAACCGCGCCGCCCCCGCUCGCGCCCCUCUUCAUUACUGAUGACGGAAGAGGAGGAACCCGCGCGUCUGGCCGCCCGCUCGCGCUCCGUCGAAGACUCCACUCGCACCGGAUCGCCGGUCGUCGAUCUAAAACUGCGCAAUCUCCGUCGCACCGCGGACAUCCUCCGCAAGGUCAGCUCCGCCGAACGGCUUUCGCGGCUGAAAGACAAGAUCAUGUCGCGGGGAAGUGGGUCCCGGGAGCGCAGCCCGGAAGCUGUGGCGAGCGACGACGAAUCGGCGCCACUCGUGUCGCCACCGCUCGGCGUCGAUUGCCGUGAUGGUGCCGCGAGUGCGGACCCGUCGCCGCGGUCCGAUCUCACCGAGCUCGAUUCCCCGCGGCCGGCGGCGGGCGUGACAGAUUUCGAUAUGCUACCGGCGGGCAAGGGGAGCGGGCGCGAAUCACCGCGGCGGACGCCUCGUCUCGACAGUACCACGUCGCUGUCCAACAUGGUGGAGCCGUAUAACAUGCGGUUGCUCGCCCACGGAACUUCAGAGAGCUGCCGCGCGCUGUGGCGACAGGACGCGUUGGACUCGGGCCCGCCCUGGCCAUGGGACGACCCCGAUUCAGCGGUGUGAACGAAUCCCCCGAGGACUCGAUUAGAGCCGCCGCCGGUUUGACGCGACACGUCGACUCACUUCGACGUUAGCCGCGUUCAGCCGAAAAUGUUUAUCGAUGUUCACUAGCGUACGUUUGUAUGCAUUUAUUUUGUUCACGCAGAGCACAAAUUCGUGAUUUCUUAAUAUAGCCUCACGUACUUAAUACAGAAAUGAAGACAAAAGUAUUAUUAUAUAAGUAUUGCAUUUAAAUGUAAUACAGUACUCAGAAUUGUGAUAUUGUAUCCUUAAGUGUAAGGAAAUAUAAUUAUUUUUUGUCG
Diatraea saccharalis (sugarcane borer) is the source of this 5498-nucleotide messenger RNA. NCBI's taxonomy places the organism in Eukaryota, Metazoa, Arthropoda, Insecta, Lepidoptera, Crambidae. The record is from the annotation of a GenBank genome assembly.